CCAUCACAUUGCCCUUUGAAAGAGCAUUCACUUCCCUGUUUUGGCUGUUAGAGCAAAGUGCUCAGAUAAAUCGCUGUGCCGCUUCAUAAACCUGUUGGUGCAGGCUUGACAAGAUGUUUGUUUGAUUUCUGUGAUUUCAAACUCACAUGGACUGAAGACGGAUCUCCACAUAAUGUUCAAAAUUUCAGUAUGAAGCUGGAUCUGAACAACUCCAACAUGUCUGUGGAGUCUGAUGCUGAGAGGCCAGAGCAGGGACCAGUCGAGUACCGCAUGGCAGGCCUGAUCUUCUACUGCUUCGUUUUCAUAAUAGGAGUCAUAGUCAAUCUCACAGCUCUGUGGGUGUUUGCUCUCACCACCAAGAAGAGGAACUCAGUCACAGUCUACAUGAUAAAUGUAGCGGUGGUAGACCUCACCUUCAUCCUGCUGCUUCCCUUCAGGAUGGUUUACCACCACCAGGACUACUGGCCCUUUGGGGAUAUAUUUUGCCGGAUCAGUGCUGCUCUCACCAUUUUCUACCCCUGCAUUGCUCUGUGGCUGUUUGCUCUGAUCAGCGCCGACCGCUACAUGGCCAUCGUCCAGCCAAAGCACGGCAAAGAGCUGAGGAAUGUCCCAAAGGCCGUGGUGGCCAGUUUAGGAGUGUGGCUCAUGACUUUGGGCAGCACCGUACCCCUGAUCUUCACCAAUCAUGACCCCGAUCGCAGUUCCAACUUUACCACUUGCAUCAAGAUGCAAGACAUCAUCUACUUGCGCCACGACAACCCUGUCAACUUUGUGAGACUCAUCUUCUUUUUCCUGGUUCCCAUAUGUAUAAUGAUUGGCUGCUAUAUCGUCAUAGUGGAUAAUCUGAUCCACGGCCGCACCUCUAAACUCAAACCCAAAGUGAAGCAGAAGUCUAUCCGGAUUAUCAUCACCCUCAUCAUCCAAGUGCUGGUGUGUUUUGUGCCUUUUCAUGUGUGUUUAGUGCUCCGUUUGCUGGGGACGGAUGAAGACGGGGGGUUUAGCACAGGGGCAGUCUUUACCACAUUCCUGAUGAAUGUAAGCACAGUGUUAGACAUUAUUCUGUACUACAUUGUCUCUAAACAGUUCCAAGACAGGGUGAUCAGUGUGAUUCUGUACAGGAACUAUCUGAGAAGUGUAAGACGCAAGAGCAGGCACACACACACAGGAAGCGUUCGAUCAAUGAGCAACCUGACCAGUGCAAUGAUAUGAAACCAUCAUCAAACUCUGGUGUCAAACAGCACACACACUAUAUGUACUGUGUAUGCUUUGGCACAUUGUAAGCACUGAAUGCAUCACUGUGUGCAUGGUUCAUUAUCAAAAGGAUCAAAACUUGCAAUUAAUUUCCAAGGUGUAAUUUACACUCACAGUAUGGGAGUGCUGCUGUUGUGGCAAAAACAUCUGUGUUCAGAGCUGAUUGAGUCACCCAUGAGACUUGCAAUGUUUUCUGUGCAUCUUUGCUCUGGCAGACGCAGCACGGGUGUCUGUGGCUCAGGUGUACCGCGGGCAGACAAAAAUAAAGCUGGUAGUCAUUUAAAACAUAGCCAACAGUAUCUCAGCGCUCGGUUUGUUAUUAUGUAUAAACAGUAAAACUCCUCUCAGCCUUCUCACUACGUCACCCAACAACCAUAAAGGGCCUGACAGCCUCCACGGGGGGGUGGGGUGCGGGGUGGGGGAAUCUACAGGAAACAGUGGUGGGUUCUUAAAGGCGGCUGUCUGUGUUUGGUCGCUGCAGCAAAUUUGUAACUUCGCCUCUGUAGCACCUCAAAGUUGCAUGACAACCUAGUAAAUAUAGUAUGUAGGAUCUAUAAUUAAAACACACACAGCAAACGUCAUGAAAGUUGCUGAAAAUUUAUUGACCAGGUGAUGGCAGCAUGGCACAGCUAGAUCACAUCUACCUGCCAGAGGAACACAAGACACAGCUUUCUUUACUUUCCAAGUGGACAGUGCUAGAUUUUUGUGUCUAUCCUGUAGAGCACCUUCUACUUUUUUUUUUUGUUGUUGUUGUUGUUGUUUCUGCAUAUCGUAACAUUUCAUCUUUAGCUUUAUAAAAGCAAAUAUUUCCCUUUUUAUUCUGUGAAAUAACCAUUCCAGCUUCUCACAGAGAAGUUGUUAACUAGAGUCGUAACAGCUCACCUCAACCAGGAAUCCGACUGAAGUGUGUUUAUGGUGCAACGUGAAUCAUAUUGAUUAGAUGUUAAAUGAUUCAGUCAGCUGAAGUGCAUUUACAGUAACAUCCUCAAGAGACAUCAGGGAGGCUAUUUACUAGAUUUAAAGCAACCUUAACCUUAAAAGAGAAAACCUUUUCUGCUCAGGGAUACUGUAAUGUCAGGUCUCUGCUGCGAGCAUAAGCACCAUGUUGCAAGAUCCAGCAAUUUAUCCAUAAUUUAUUCCCCAAAUGACAGACAAGUGAUGAGUUUGAGGGUAGUGAACGUGCGACAGUUCUAUCUCUGUGAAGAAACUGUUUAAUUUAAGUGAAGGGGGAAAGAAUGGUUUUGAUAGGUGUCCUGCACGAACAUCGCCCUAGCUAAGAAUUGAUUUGGUGUUGCCAGUUGCUAAAAUAAUCAAGUUAGUGUGUCUGUCACACCAACACAGCCUUAACCGGAUUAGACAGUGAGUCAGUGUAGCUGAGUAACUAUGUAGUGUCUCAUACAAUUAGACAGGCACUGCACCCUGUGGUGUAACCACAUCUACCAUAGCAAUUCUCAGAAUGGUUAUCGUAUGGAAGAUCAAUUGCAAACGCAACUGAAUCAACUGUGUCAUACUGUUCUUUUAUUCCUUAAAGAGAUUCUGGUUUUAUUCAUGUUUUCUCACAUCUUCACAAGCAAGCUCAGUUGAAUUCUCACGGAGUUCAGUUAGUGUACUACACUGGUAAAAGGAUAAACAGCACAGAGAGUCCAAAUGGUUUGUGGUUUUUACAGUCUUCACAGUCAAGAAAUGGCCACUGACAUACACAGCUGAGGUGGUAGAUUUAAACUGUGUUUCAAUAAGAAGAAGGCAGACUACAAGUUUCCAUCUCACAUGGAAUUCUGGGAACUGCAGUUCAUCACAUGAUGAUAGCUUUAUUGGCUGAUGGGCUACAAGUAGAUUUAUAACCAAGAGGUCAAAGGUCAAAUGAAACAUCAGAGGGUCAUCUAUCUGUCCCACCUGUUAGACAUCAAAGAAAAACCAGCCACGCUGCUCACAGCAACUGGCAUUUAAAACAAUUAAGUUUCCUGUCAAGUCCCUGUGAUGAAUUAUCCGGAAGCUUUACUGGCUGUAAUUCUAAAUCUUCCCAACAAGUGCCUUUGUUGUAGAGAAAUUAAUGAAAACAAGAUUGUCUUUCAUAGGAGCUGAUCUAACAGCGCGACAGCCAGCUGCUCUUCUUUGGGAAUAAAAACAGUCAGCAUUAAACACAGCUCAGACAAAAUACUUUUUUUUUUUUUUUUCCCUACCACUCGUGUGGAAAACAAAUCAGGCGGCGAGCGCAGUGGCCAUCUGUUUUGUUAUUUGAUAUGUGUGAAUACAUGUUGUAAUGACUUUGUUUGUGAAUCACUCUGCGCGGCAGAACACACGAGAGCUCUCGAAGUGCUGGAGUGUUCAAAGCUAAUCAUAUAAUUGGACACAAUAGUCGAUGACAAAUGGAGACGCUUGGAGCCAGCCAGCUGGGGAAGUGAAUAUGUAAUCAUUGUAAAAUCAUAUCAUUUUUGCAUAUUUGAAGACAGCUUAAUAGAGUUUGCAUGUCAGCACAGCAUCAAAUGAUCAUCAGAGACAGUGUUGCUGUAUUUGUUUUUCUAAGUAGUGCUCUGUUGUACUACUUAUCUGUAUCAUGAUUAAAAGUGUUUCUUAAGA
Messenger RNA from Lates calcarifer (barramundi perch), 3828 nucleotides. RefSeq names its product G protein-coupled receptor 18 (gene gpr18). Gene Ontology annotation, molecular function: G protein-coupled receptor activity. The record is from RefSeq and is a predicted model, not a curated record. Gene Ontology annotation, biological process: phospholipase C-activating G protein-coupled receptor signaling pathway; positive regulation of Rho protein signal transduction. The coding region runs from base 190 to 1209 and encodes 339 amino acids. Gene Ontology annotation, cellular component: membrane. The transcript is spliced from 3 exons. NCBI's taxonomy places the organism in Eukaryota, Metazoa, Chordata, Actinopteri, Centropomidae.